Messenger RNA from Striga hermonthica, 234 nucleotides. The record is from the annotation of a GenBank genome assembly. Lineage: Eukaryota; Viridiplantae; Streptophyta; Magnoliopsida; Lamiales; Orobanchaceae.
AUGGAAGAACGAUGUUCCGUGAACAACCCUCGAAGAAUACUGAGCUUCUCCAAGAAUCGGAGGGCCAGCGUGUCUUUUCCCGAUGACGCCGAUGGCCGCCCGGGAUUCGGAGUCUCCGGCGAGCACGGCCCUAAGCCCUCUGAGGUCUAUGGCUUUGUGGGCUCCAUCACAACCGUUGUCUCCACAGGAUCAGGGCGGGAUUAUACAUGCAUACUUAAUGUUUGGGAUGUCUAG